Messenger RNA from Phascolarctos cinereus (koala), 4069 nucleotides. It is a transcript of the gene AUNIP, whose product is annotated as aurora kinase A and ninein interacting protein. Lineage: Eukaryota; Metazoa; Chordata; Mammalia; Diprotodontia; Phascolarctidae. Gene Ontology annotation, biological process: spindle organization. Gene Ontology annotation, cellular component: centrosome; spindle pole. The record is from RefSeq and is a predicted model, not a curated record.
GCAGGUCCAGGGCGCAGGAGGAGGGGCUGUCUUGGGCCGUCCAGCACGCGUUUUUCUCGUUGGGUGCCGCGCGUAGCCCCGCCCAUCGCGCCGGCGCGAGAUACAAACGGCUCUUGGCGCGCGCUGAAGGUCUGUGUGAGGACGUGGUCCGGCCCGGCCUAGGAGGCCCUGGGCGACCAUGAGGAGAAGAGGCCCCGCCGAGGCCGAGGCCUGCGGCGUGUGGCUGGAUGCGGCGGCUCUGAAGAAGCGGAAAGUGCAGACUCGAUUAUCCAAUCCCAUCACCAGAAUGCUGCCUCCAGCUCGAGGUGAGAGAGAAGCUAUUGUUGGUUUUACUCAAAGAAGAGCUCAGCCUGUGGGUACCAAGCAGACUCUCAUUGCAUCAUUUUUUGCUUCAAAGUCAGGAAAGGCAAAUGAUGGUGGGCAGGGAAGGCCUGCACCUGGUACAGCAAGUCAGAGAAAGAAGAAACAGAAAAGAGAUGUGAUGUUGUUGGAUCCUCUGUUGGGCCCCAGGGAUGAGUGUGCCCAGUGUCCUGAAACUGCAGCUGCUAAAGUCACUAAGGAACCUCAGGAGCUUAUCUGCUCUACUCCAUCACCCAAAAAGGUAUCUGACUGUUGCAGAGAGGCAAGACCAGCUGUGCUCAGUAGCCAAGACCAGAAACUGCCUCUGCCCCAGGUGGACAUUGCAGGCUCUGCUGAGGUGGGUUUUGCCUUCACCCAGCACUCCAAAGGCCUUGGUGUGCUAGCCCAGGGAAGGGAGGGUGGGAAAAUACAUCAUAAACAAGGGCAAGAGACCAAGGGCCUAGUGGACAGGGCAGAAUUGGAGAAGGUGUUAUUUUCCAAAGAAAAUGAACAGUUCUCUGUCCUUCCCCAAAGUCACCAAGGAGGCAAAGCAGGGAAGGGAGAAAACAGGGAGCAGCCCUGGAGGGGAGGGGACACAGAGUUAGUAGAACAAAGACCCUGCUCCAGUCAGGCCUUUUCUUGGGAUGGUAAGAGGUAUGACCCAGACUUGAAAAGCCGAUUGUUCACAGAAGAUUCCCAGGGCCAGAGGGUCAUUGCUCACCCUCCUCGAGCUGCUCUGCAAGAUAUAGCCAACUUUCCAAGAAAGCCCCUGCAUGCAUCCCUCAGUUCUCAGGUUCAGUGCCAGGGCAGGUCUGUCCUGGGCACCUCUCAGUUAAAUUCCCAACCUGAUAUGCUCUUUACCCAGGACUCUCAAGGUAACAGAGUUAUCAAGCACUGCUUUUGAACUUUGUUUUGGUGACAGGGCAUUACACCCUUAAGUAUCCAGAUGAUAGAAAAACACCCUGAUAGCCUUGUGUUGUGUAGUCAUUUGGGGUGGGGGUGGGGGGGUGGUAGUCUCAAUAUAGGCCCUAGUUCUGGAUUUGAGGGAAUGCAGGCAGUGCCAAAUGAAGGCAGUGUUUAGCUUCAUUUUAUGAGCUUCUUCAUCGUGAAUGUAAAUAAAACAGGCACUUUCACUUGUUGAGGGAGUGGUUUUGGAAGAGACAGGUUGGCAGACACCCUGAGAGAAUUAUUGGUCUCUUAGCUCUUUGACGAGAACUACCACAUUGAUUUGAAUAUAGACUGAAUCUUCUCCUAAAUCUAGCUAAUAUUAAAACUGAAUGUGGCCUGUCAUUGGUGUUAUUUUUCAGUGUAUGCCUAUAUGCCAUUUCCUUUCAAAGAGAUCUGUGGAGUGACCAUGGCAGUUAAAGAAAACACUUUUGUGUGCAGGCUGUUCUUACUGUAAAGAAAACCUGCCAGGUUUGAUUGACUUGGACCUUUCAAGUGCUUCUGGCUUGGUUACAAUUUGAUUUCUCCUGGCUGUAAUUCCAUCAGUAUGUCCCUCAUCCAUACAGCAGAAGCCCUGCUUGCUUGCUAGAACUUUGUGUUAAUUUUAACCUGGGGUGAGAACUGGUUUUUAGAGCUUUGAGGAUCAGUUGAAACUCAGGUGGAAAGUGUGGUCCAUGAUUCUCCCUUAUAAUCUGUUUUUGAUAAGCCAGUUUCUGGGAUUAGAGACAUACAAGAUAGUGACCAUAUGUUGAACCCAAACCAACUCCAGCCCUUUGAAACCCUGGGGACUGUGGCAGCCCCGUAGGAAGUGCUGGGUUUCAGAAAGGUGCACAUACCCAACAGCUUUGUGAGGCAAAUUAUUAGGGCACGUGUUGAGAGGAGGUUGAAAUAGAGGUGAAGUGAUUUAUCCAAUAGUCAUACAGUUUGCAGCUCUGACAACUAUAAUCUGAAUCUCUUAGCCCCACUACUUAAUGACACGAGAUUUGUGGAGUGGGAAUGUGGUUCAGGUCCCAAGUACAAAGUCUCUAGAAGAGUAGUAUGUUUCAGACUUGUAUGACAUAGAACUGUAAUCUCUCCUUUGUUCCAACUCUGUGCUGAUCUGUAAAUGUAGCUUGCACAAAGACAAAAAAACUUUAAAUACAAAGAUCAGAAGAAGAAAGCAAAUUAUUUUGGAAAGUUCAUUUUUUAAAAAUGUACAGUUACAGUUUUAUGGUUUGCUUUGCUAUUCAAUUCCAUAUUGUUAAAUCUGUAAUAAAAUUUUUAAAAAAAGUGGAUUGAAUCAAAUGGUCUCUGGGGCUCUAUCAGCUCAGUCUAACAUUCUGUGAGUCUAAAUGGCCCCUCCCCCACCUUUCCUGGGCUCUAACCUGCUGUUAUUUCUUUAGAUACUAUAUAACAAGCUCUAGUAGGGUUUUUCAAGUACAGGUAGAAAUCAUUAGGGGGUGGCUGUGAGGUGGGGUCUGAAUUGUAAUGAUGGAGGUUGGCAGGCUUUUUCAACCUUUGAUGAUGUGGUUCUACCUUAAAAAGUUAUUACGUACGCACCUCUCAAAGAGUGGACACAAAGUUAAGUAUGGGUAAAAAUAACAUUGAAUUGGAAGCCCAUCUUAUUUUGAUAGAUGUGAGUAUUCCCUUCACCAGUGCAGACUGCAAUCCAUCUAAGCAAUGCUGUUUUGUGGCCUUUCUCUGGUUCCUCCCACAUUUUGGAGGAACUUGAGGUCCAGAAAAGUUAAUUUACUACAUUAGAUAUAGACACCACCAGUUCAGAGCUCUUUAACAUUGGCUGCUUGUAAUAUUCCCUUGCCAAAAGAGGGUUAGUUUAGUUCUUGCUCUCCCGUGGAAGAGAAGAAAAAUUUUUCUAAGACCUACGUGCCAGGCACUGUGCUAAGUGCUUAUUAUCUCAUUUAAUCCUCACAACUGCAGAAGAGAAGUGAAGUAACUUACCUUGGGACAAACAGCUAGCAUUUGAGGAGCUUAACUCAGUGCCUAGUAAGUGCUCAUUUACUGACUGAGGCUGGAUAUAUGAAUGCAGGUCUUCUUGACUCUUGGCCCAGCUCUGUACCCACUGCCCAACAAGCUGACUGUGGGACUACGCUUAAGUCAGAUACACCAUUCAAUUUCAGGUUGGAGGGAGAGAGGUAGGAAGAUGGUGUAUUUAGAACUUCCUGCUCUGUUCUGGAUGGGAGGGAAAUAUGGAUGGGAUAAUAGAAGUCUGAGGUCUGCCUGGUCAAGAAUAGACUUAAAAAGGGACUUUAGAUUGCUUAAUCCUGCCAACUGAGUUUGCCCCCAGCUCAGUGUUUUGUUUUUUCCUUUCUCUACAAUUCAGUUUAUGCUAUGUGGAAAGGACCUGGAAGGUAUGGACUUGGUAGGGAUGAUUCCUUAUCACUGGGGAAAUAGCAUGACCGAAGCUGUAGAAGUGACCUGGAUGAACAUCUCAAAGUACAGACAUACAUAGCAACCACGGUAACCACUCAAAAACUUUCUUUAAUACCAGGUAGUGCUUCACCCCAAACAUCACACACGUGCACACACCUUUACUAAAGAGGUCCCAAGGAAGGCUGGGUCAUGCAUUUAAGUGUGGUGGGUGAGGACUUUGGCAUGACCUAACAGGGGUUCAGGUAUGAGAAAAAGUAGCCCCAAAUGAAGCACAGUCCCCUCCCAUCUUCCUCGAUGAGAUCCCUCAAUGGCAGUGGAACAAGACAUCAAUGCCAUGGCAAUGGGGAGGCCAUAAGGAUCUUGGGGAGGUAUGGAAAGAUUUGGUUUCUUUACAAUAUUACAAAAUGUGUUUUAA